GUUAGUCGCAUUUCUUCUUAAGGAUUUCUAAUAUACAUGUAUAAACUGUUCAAAUACAUAGACGCUGUAGGCGGAUACUAACCUCUAAUGCUAGUAUUUUAAUUGUCAAUAAGAAAACGCAGAAAAGUAAGAAUACUUUUUUGGAACGUUGAUGAGAAUUAAGAUUAUACACUUUUAUAAAAAUACCUGUCAAUCACUGAUUUCAUGAAAUUUUAUGAAAUACCAUUUCCUUUAUUUUAAUUAUACAUCGAACAAUAUUAUUUAUCGUCUCGAAACAGCUUUUACUUUAAAAUUAAGUACGAUGUUUUAAUGGAAACGUGACAUAUAAUAGCUGAACACAAUGUCAUUGUACGAUGAUUUUGAUAAGCAUCGAACAUCCGAAAAGGUGGCUGGAUGGUCAUCUAGCAUUAAGUUAUUACAAUCUCAAUUACAAUUAAAAAAAGCCGCUACUACACAGCCGAAGCGUGAACAAUAUAGAAAAGCCACAGCAGUAUUAGCACCUGUAAUAGAUUUAAAGUCAAAAUCAAAUCGAAAUGCAGAUAGAGAUGAUGAUGGGCCACAUAAUAAUCCACUUUCUUCCAGUAGCGUUAGCAGUAUUGGAAUAGGUGGUGAAUUCGAUUGGAAUGUAAUAAAUGAAUAUGAUCCUAUGUGGCCCAAUGAAUACGACAAAGUUGUUAAGGAAUUAAGGGAUUUACGUGAUAGAGAACAUGAUCAAGAAACUGAAAUGCGUAAGAGAAGACGUGACAGUUCACGUUUUGAAGAUACACAGACUUCUUCUGGAAAUAACACAAUGAUACCUCCUGAGAGGGAUGAGGAAAGGACUCCAACAUCCAGAGGUAUUGCAGGAGGAGCAGCUAUAGCACCACCACCUUCUUUACAAGAAUCUUCCGAUCUGCCACCACCAGCACCAAGACAAGCUACUAAUAUAGGAUACGCAACAUCAUCCGUAGCAGCAAAAAUAAUGGCCAAAUAUGGUUUUAAGGAAGGUCAAGGUCUUGGUAAAAAAGAACAAGGAAUGUCUGUUGCUUUACAAGUAGAAAAAACUAGUAAAAGAGGUGGUAGAAUUGUUGGGGAAAGAGAACAACUUAUGCCUCCUCCACCACCUAUUGCUGUUUCUCCACCACCUCCACAACAGGCUGCUGCACUGCAACCUUCUGAGGAGCCUAGUAUUACAGAAAUAAUGAAAUGUCCAAGCAAGGUUGUCUUACUACGCAAUAUGGUUGGUCCUGGUGAAGUAGACGAUGAUCUUGAACCUGAAGUCAAAGAUGAAUGUAACACAAAAUAUGGUGAUGUUGCACGUGUUAUUAUUCAUGAAGUAACAGAAGUUGCUCCAGAAGAAGCAGUUCGAAUCUUUGUAGAAUUCAAGAGAAUAGAAAGUGCUAUUAAGGCUGUUGUCGAUUUGAAUGGACGUUUUUUUGGUGGAAGACAAGUUAAAGCAGGUUUUUAUUCCAGUGAAAAACUUGACAGUUCACAAUUAAUGGAUUAACUUCUUACUGAACAUUACUUAAUAAAUGCAACAAAAGAAUUGUUUCAAAUUAAUGUGUUGACUAUUAUGUAAUAAAUUGCCCAACAUAUCACAAUUUCACUAUCAUGCUUAUGUUAUAAUUAACAUAAGAUAAAUUUCGGAUGCAAUGGAAAACAUGGAAAAAUAUACAUGGAAGUCAACAUAUUAAGAAACAUUACAAAUUAUACUUAAUUUCAAAUUGAAUAAAUUGUAAUAUAGUUUAAACAAUUUUAUAUAUAUCGUACAAUUAAUGAUCUUUUCAUGAACAUAGUAUAAAGAUCAUGUGCAUGAUAAACAUAAAGAAUGAGUAUAUAUGAAAAAAUUUCUAUCUUCAAAAUAAAUAAACUAAUAAAUAUUCUACUGUGUUAAAAUAGAAACUAAUAUAAUAAAAAUUAAGAUGAAUAUAAAACAAAAAUGGAAACAAUUUUUCUAGUAUUAAAAAUACAAUAAGUUACAGUUGCAGUGCAGUCUAUCUUGUAAAAGUUUAUAUAUGAUACCAUCUUAUAUCUUUGACACAGUCACCAUACAUUCAUUCAAUAUAAAAAAUAUAAUUAAAAUGUAACAAUUUAAAUAUUUAUUUCAGAGAUAUAAAAAUGUAGUUAUUAUAGCUUUAUUUUUCUUUCUUAUUGUUAAUUAAAUGUUCAACUGCUUCAUUUAAUUGAGCACUAAAUGCAGCAAAACUAAAAGUUUCAAUAAAUCUGUCUUUACCCAUGUUACCAAAUUUUUGUAUGCAACUUGGAUUUUUAAUCAAAUAAGCUAUCUUCGAAGCAAAUGCAUCACCAGAUAACUCAACUAAAAAUCCAGUUACCCCAGAAACAACAGAUUCUUUUG
This is a messenger RNA of Nomia melanderi (Alkali bee), 2335 nucleotides long. RefSeq names its product splicing factor 45 (gene Spf45). Gene Ontology annotation, biological process: alternative mRNA splicing, via spliceosome; mRNA cis splicing, via spliceosome. Gene Ontology annotation, molecular function: RNA binding. Lineage: Eukaryota; Metazoa; Arthropoda; Insecta; Hymenoptera; Halictidae. Gene Ontology annotation, cellular component: precatalytic spliceosome. The record is from RefSeq and is a predicted model, not a curated record.